GGAAUACGGUGCGACGAGGAGGAGCGGGAACAACGAGUUUUGCCCGGAGGUCCGACUCCCGGCCGCUUUUACUAUAGCCGCACAGACCCAUCGCCGCUUUUAUCACUCCGUUAGCCCCUCCUGUAAACAAAUGCACCAGUUAUCAACUCCGACUUCAUACUGUAUACGUAUAGGCAAAAGUGCUCCUGCAUUAUUGCUCCCUCAUAUCUCACCAUGGCGGCAUCACUGAACGCUUCAGUCUUGUCUCUCGGAUCAUCUCUUCAACUCCUCGACUCAUCCAUCUCCACUCUUGAGUCUGGCAUUAGCGACUUUCCCCGACUGUGCAAGGUCUUGCAAACAACCCGACACUUUGAGCUUCUCCCCGAGCCUACGGUCCGUGAAGCACAGCAAUCAUUACUUGAUGAAAUCACUCCCAGCAUCGGACACUUGCUAUCAUUAGCGUCAAACCACGUUGAAAAGCUCUCCCGUCGCGAACAAGCUCUCCGAGCAAAAGCUGAACUGCAGGAAGGCAGAAUGUACUCCAGCGAAAGCCGCCAAACCUCAAGCCGUAGCCAGAAUGCCUAUGGCGAUCGACAAAAGGCCAAUGCUGCAAAGGCGGCAGAGUUCAGGCGAUUGGUGCAGAAGAAGGAACGGCUGAAGUAUGCCGUGGAGAGAUUGGAGCUGCAGAGUAAACAGCGCGAGCGUCAGUUGAGAAAGAGCAUGGCCGCCCAAUAAGUCUGCACCCAUGGAGGGGAAAUAAUAGCAACAGCGCAGAAUUGUUGCAACUACGUCAUCCAUAUACGAAGCACCUGCCAUUAUAUGCGGUGAAACGACCUGAACUCGAUAAACCGAGCUCCAAGGAAGUAGGUCGCUGCCAUCACGGAGCAGCGUUGAGACUAUAUUUUGAGCAUACGUCUACUCGCUGCAUUCGUACCCACCGUGCAUAGUAUUCCUUGUGCGCUGCUAAUGUAUAAAGCCAAAGAGUAGUGAUGCGAAAAGUCAGUCUUUCGGUCAUCCCGUCAUGCGCCAGCAAACUGCAGGUUCCUCAUGGCGGGCAUCUUCAGGCCAUUGACAUUUUCCCGUGAAAAUCCGGCCACAAUUAUACCCGGUACGGCCUAUGGAACAUAUGGAGCUGCUGAUGUUACAUGUGAGAGGAAUAUUGGUCACAUUGAAAU
Aspergillus pseudonomiae is the source of this 1154-nucleotide messenger RNA. RefSeq names its product DASH complex subunit SPC19. Gene Ontology annotation, biological process: attachment of spindle microtubules to kinetochore. The transcript has 2 exons. Lineage: Eukaryota; Fungi; Ascomycota; Eurotiomycetes; Eurotiales; Aspergillaceae. The record is from RefSeq and is a predicted model, not a curated record. The coding region runs from base 214 to 714 and encodes 166 amino acids. Gene Ontology annotation, cellular component: DASH complex; spindle microtubule.